AUGAUUGUGUACAAGACGCCCACCAUCGUGAGCACAGAUCUAUUUGACUUGGAGAAGUUUGGUUGCUUCCAAGUGCGUGGCUUCCAAGGAGGAGAAGGCCUCGACUACUUCGCGAAGGCUGCUGCCAGUGGAUUGGGCGUCAAACAGGAGCAUUUCAAGAAGUGGUGGAUCCAUCCAAGGAUAGAGUUCUCAGCUCCGGUAACGCGCAUUGGUGUCCGUUUACAAGAUUUGACGACGGGUGAGCUGAGAUGGGAUGCAAUCUACGACCUGGGCAAGGCGGCCUGGAAAAAUCGGCUGCCAACAGAGGAGACAACCUGCCCGGAAGAUGGCUGGCAUCUGUGCGAAGAAGAAGAGCCAGUGGGUGGUGAACAUCCUUUUUUUCUGCCAGAUUGGUGCCCUGGUCCGAAUGACGGCAUGUCGCACAAGUACAUGCUCACGGUGAGUAACCUUGGCUCGCGCGACUCCCCGGAGCAGCCCUUGGUUGGGGAGAUGCUUUUCACUCAGUACGGGAUCAACCAAUUGGACAACACGUACGCCUUCGAAAUGCAUGCUCCGCUCUCUGCAAAAGAUCAAGCCCGCUUCAACGAGAUCGCAGGUGCGCGCAAGAAGGAUGCCAUCUCCCGGACAACUGGCCGGGUAGGAGCCCCCGAGGGCAUCGCGACAGAAAUGGCUCGCGGAAAGGUUCCAAGCAGCAAGCUGGACACGCUGAAAAAGGCCAAGGAUUUCAAGCCGCCUACGGUAGUGACGCAGCAAGUGAAAGUUGGUAGAGGUUUGUAUGUGGGUGCGUGUGGCCGUGUGGCCGUGUGCCACGUGGUCCUGCGAUGGAAGAACACAUCCACGGAUGCUGAAGAGCAUGCAAGGACUGCUGCACACUCCACUUCGGCCUUGUUUGCCAAGGACGUUCGCCGCUUUGGCGCCCUGGCCGAGGCUCCAGUGCUGGAGGCACAGCAGGAGCUGCAAACCCAGGCGGAGACAGCUCGAAAUAUCACGGAAGAAGAGUUCUGGCGCCUUGUUGGCGAAGCCAAGAUCUCUGAGGUGAUCAUUGCAUCCUGGAGCGGUAAGCAGCUCCUUGCUGAAGUGGAAGGAGAGCUCGUGGCAGUUGUGGAAGAGAGUGAGGUGGAGGACCUCCGGAAUGAGCUCAUGGUCCGUGGCAUUCCUGUGCGAUAUCCAGCUGGAGAGGAGUUGAGCGAAGAGGAGGCACUGGCACAAGCCGAGCUAAGCUCCGAGGGUCCAGUUGCCAGCGGGCUUCUGUCAGCCUUGGCACUUGGAAUUGCAGACAGCUUGAUAGAGAUCAGUGCCUCCGUGGCGGUCCCUGCAUUGGAGGUGGAAGGCCAGUCCAUCUUCGAGGCAAAGCCGCCAGAUGCUGUCAUGGCAGAAGACAUCGGGCUGCUGAACAAGGACCUUCGCAUCCUUGGUCGGGCAGUGGAGGGUGUUGAACGAUCUGUGGAGGCUGACUUCCAGGCUGCUGAGAACAUGGCGUCGCGCGAGGCCACUGAAGCCACCGGAGUCUUUGGGACCUGGCUGAUGUCUGUGGAGAAAUGGGGCCAGGAUGUUUGGGCUGGACUCUCUGCCAACCACGCGCCUGGCGUGGGCGGUGUGAUCGAGGACAGCUUCAUGGGCCUUCUCUCAGCGGUAUCCGUCUUUUCGCUUGUCCAGAUGGCGUUCCUGAAGCGGAAGUCGAAUUCUUUUAGUGGCUUCAUGCACACGGCGACGGGUGCCAUGCAGAUUGGCGUUGUUCUCUAUGCUAUCAUUGAGGAGCGUUGUCUACGCGAAUCACCAGGCGUUCUGUGGGCAAUCUCCACUUGGAUCAUUUUCAUGGUCAACAACAUCACCAUGUGGCCUUUGCUCAAGUACUUCCGCGGGCCGGAGGUGCAGAGGGUGCUCUUCAAGCUUGCGUACUCAUUCAUCAUUUCUUUCCAAGGCAUCCAUGCCAUAGCCUGGUCCUAUCAGUACCCAUGGCUCUACUGGGUGGUCAUGCCAUACUGGUUCUGGAGUGUGAAGAAGCUUUUCGAGAGUUCCGACAAUAUUCUUGCCCUUGUUCCAGAGGGCACAGUUCCAGCAGCGAUUCAAGAGCCUGCUCGCCGGAGAGUCAAGGGCAUUCAAAAUGAUACGCCCACUUGGGUGUACUCCAUCCUCAACUUUGGGGGAGCUGUUUUCGAUAAUGCCUACAUGGCAGUCUACACCUGGCGCGGGCCUUCCGGCUUCUGGGGCUGGUCUGCAGCCAACAUUCCAGCAGUGAACGACCAUUUACGCACUGGGCUUGUGAAGCCUUGCUUCGGCUCCUUGACCAUUUCCGUGCUGGUUUUCCUGGCCACGCUUGUUUAUCGCAAGAAAGUCGACAGAAACCUGGCCCUGGCUCUCAAUGUGGUGCUUGCAAGCGUGGGUCCUUGGCUCAUCCUCUACUACCACAAGCUGGUCGACUGGGAUGAGCCUUGGCAGCCCGAGCUCAAUGGUGACUGGCCUUCGACUGCAUACCUGGCAGACCACCUUGCGGACAUCCCAGCACUCCUGGCCAUUCCCCUCAGCCUCUUCGGAGCAGGGACUAUGCAACCAGCGGCUGCAGAGGCCCUUAGCCAACUGAAUCAAUAA
Messenger RNA from Symbiodinium pilosum, 2589 nucleotides. The record is from the annotation of a GenBank genome assembly. Lineage: Eukaryota; Dinophyceae; Suessiales; Symbiodiniaceae.